Molecule: messenger RNA, 873 nt
Organism: Acyrthosiphon pisum (pea aphid)
Lineage: Eukaryota; Metazoa; Arthropoda; Insecta; Hemiptera; Aphididae
Product: cuticle protein 16.5
Exons: 2
Coding region: 145-513 (122 amino acids)
Source: RefSeq, a predicted model, not a curated record
UAUGCGAAGACACGUUAGUAUAAAAGACUCUGCGCCGACUGGCAACAGCAUCAAAUCAUCUGCAGCAGACGGUCCAGGCUAACUGUGCGAUAUCAAAUAAUUUUUUACGUUUUUGCUUGAGCAAUCUCACCACACACCAGAAACAUGAAGGUUAUUAUGGUAACGCUGUUGUUGGCCGCAGUCGCCCUGUCCACCGCCGAAGCCGGAGCAAUCAACUACUACUCUGCCCCAGCAUUAGUACCUGCACCAGCAUACUACGCCGCCCCAGCACCAGCUUUGGUCAGGACUCCGAGCCUGGACAGCGCCGUGGUACACUCUGAACGCGUCGGAGGCAACUUCGCGUACAGUUCCGUCGAGGGACACGCGUACACCGCCCUCUCACCGGUCGUACACCCUGCCCCAGUGGCCAUCGCCUACAAGGCCCAGCCGCUCGUCGCCCCGUACCCCGUCGUCCACGCCGCCCCGUUACCAGCCGUCUACGCUCCGGCCAAGUCCUUCUACUACGCUCACUAACCUGCACCACCGACAAUGACAACGACGAUAAGGCCCACGCUCAGUGUUUGAUCUAGUUUCCGUUUUUUCCCCAUAAAAACGCCGACGCAGCGUACUGCGCAUUAUCGCGAAUCUAUAUUUUAAUAAUAAUUAUUAUUUCGUGUUUAUAAUGUCGGUACGCGAUAAUAUAAUAAUUAAUAAUAUUCCAUUUUAUUAUUAUUACUAUGCGUCGGUACAUCCAUCUCGCCUGUAUAAUAUAUACGCGUGACUUAAAAUUUACUUCCCCUCCCCCAACCACCUAACAAACGUACACGGAUGCGUUUAAUAUUUCUGUACUUUUUUUUUCAAUAUUACCGAAUAAAAAAUAUUUCUGAUUUGAAA